Molecule: messenger RNA, 5762 nt
Organism: Danio rerio (zebrafish)
Lineage: Eukaryota; Metazoa; Chordata; Actinopteri; Cypriniformes; Danionidae
Source: RefSeq, a predicted model, not a curated record
GAUUCCACCCUCUAAACUUUCCUGCUGUAAAAUCUUAGCGGUGUUUAUUCAUAACGGCAGGCGAGGCGCCUCAUCUGGAGUCGAGCAGCUCAGCCGAAUCCCUCCGCUGAGGCCAUGAAGAGAAGGCUUCAGAAAAAAUACAUCAUCUUAAUUCUAGGAUACUCCGUGGCGCUGCUUUUAAUUCCAUACGUACUAGAUUACCGGAGCAAGUCGCCUCACAUUAAGGAUGGAUACCAGCAACAAAAGUGUCCCGAUCUGGAGAGCACUAUCGCCCUGUGGAGCAGCAUCAGGUCGGCCAACUCAACGGAGGCGGAGGACAGCGGCAACAGGAGUCAGUCCAGAACACACAUAUACCUCCACGCGACCUGGAGGACAGGCUCUUCCUUUUUAGGGGAACUAUUUAAUCAGCAUCCCGAUGUGUUUUACCUGUACGAGCCCAUGUGGAAUAUGUGGCAGGCGCUUUACCCGGGGGACGCGGGCAGUUUACAGGGAGCAGUGAGAGACAUGAUGAACUCCCUGUUCAGGUGCGACUUCUCGGUCUUAAAACUCUACGCAGGCUCGUCCAACGUGAGCACCUCGUUCAUUUUCGGCUGGAAAACCAACAAGGUAAUUUGCUCCGAGCCUCUGUGCAACGCGUACAAAAAGCACGAGAUCGGCUUGGUUCAAGGGGACGUGUGUAGCAAAUGCCAGCCCAAAGACCUCAGAGAGCUGGAGAAAGAGUGUAAAAAGUACCCGGUGAUGGUGAUCAAAGACGUGCGGGUUUUGGACUUGGCGGUUCUGGUGCCUCUCAUGCGAGACCCCGCCAUCAACCUCCAGAUAGUGCAGUUGUUUCGCGACCCCCGGGCCGUGCACAACUCUCGGCUGAAGUCCAAGCUGGCACUGGUGAAGGAGAGCAUACAGGUGCUGAGGAGCAAGAAACAAAGCGAGAAAUACAAGCGGCUUCUGGUGCCCAGCAACAGGGUGCACCGGGCUGAGAACUAUGUCUCCAGCGCGAUGGAGUUAAUAUGCGACAACUGGCUGAACGACAUGUCGCUAGUUCUGAACGCUCCGCCGUGGGUCAAAAGAAACUACAUUCGGGUCAAAUACGAAGACCUGGUGCUCAAACCCGUGGACGAGCUCCAGAGGCUAUACCGCUUCGCUAACCUCACUCUUUCUCCAGCCAUGGAGAAGUUUGUGAUGAACAUGACCCGCGGGCGAGGCUAUUCCUCGGAUAAACCCUUCCUCAUAUCAUCCAGAGACGCCAAAGAGGCGAUUUUUGCCUGGCGGGAAAGACUGAAUGUGGAGCAGGUGAAGCAGGUUGAAGCUUACUGCAGUGAGGUGAUGAGACAGCUGGAUUAUCAGAAGAGGAACAUGGACAAGACCUAAAACCACCCGCACACCAGUGUUUGGAGCCUGAUGUGUUGGAGGAACAGGAGGACAGUGGGGGAAACAGCCUGACAUGAAGCUACACCAGAAGGGUACGACAACGCGGACCGGAGCUGGAGAGCAACACCCCCGAGAUCUCCCUCACAGGCCCGCCACGGGGCACAGAGUAUACCACAGAAGAGUCUGACAAGAGAGACACUCACAAACCCACCGGCCUCAAAACCAUACUGACAACAAUCCUAGAAAACAAAGACUAACAAUAACACAGACAGAGAAGGAGAACGAAACGGCCAUCAAAGGCUCAGAGUGUCCCGGCAGACAGAUUUCAUCCACAAUAAUCCCUGCCCAAUCCCCAGACGCCUAUAAUCAGCCACACGGGACAGACGCUACAGGCUCUUUACACGCAUUUGCAUUAUUGCACAAGCGUUAGGGCCUAUUGUCAGUUUGUUGGAAGGAUUUGAUAAUGAAAGCAUCCCUGGGCAUUUCUGUAUUCAUCAACAACAAACGAAGAGGAUUGUUAUCACUCGCAAGUACUCUCAAUGAAGCACGAACUGCAAUUGAGGAGCUGGAGAAAUGGGUGGAGAAUUCCUCCCAAAGGAAAUCUAAAGUUCUCUACAACACUCCCACUGGUGUGAGAUUUCCCGGAUCCCCCUGGACAUCACCAGUUUUAUUUUUUAUUAUUGUAUGACGUCUAGCCCUGGGCUGUUAGAUUAGAAAGAUUGUUGUGUUGUGUUGUGUUGUGUUCACCUGCGGCCUUUUUUACACCUGUUAUUCAGAUGCGUUUUGGUUGAGCAGAUCACAGGUAGAUGAGAGAGACAUCCUCCCUGUAUAAAUACAUGACAAAAACUCAAUGUUUUUAAUUUACUUUAACUAAAAUUAAUUCGUUUUUCUAGUUAUACAGUAUAUGAAGUUAAACUUAGUAUUUUAGUCAGUUUGGCUGACAUAAAGUGAAACUAUAGAAGUUCCUUUGAUUUAACAAAAAAAUUGUAGACAGUAAGAGUAUUUUACAGUGACUAAAUUUACAUGAACAUCAGUAAUCAAAUAACUUGCCUUAGUCUGAUUAUGACAAUAGUAUGAUUGAUGCGUUUAAAUGUGUUUAAAUGAGUUGCUUUCUGAAUGUUCCUUUCAUGAUCCCGUUUUACAUGUUACACCACAUUAUUUGAUUAGCGUCAUUGCGUCACCACACUAUCCACAUUUGCUCCAGAGUUUCAUGUAAUUUCGGGUGUUUCAUUUUUAAUCAGUCAACUUUAGCUGCAGUUUGGCACUUUUACUUUUAUUAAGGAACAUUUCAGAGAGUAUGAAUUAAGGACUGAUGGAAGAGUAUGUUUUAAUGGAAUUCAAUGCCGCAACUCCGUAUUUCACAGUGUAUGUGUCUGUGGUUCUUCACUGACUUGAUAGGUGCAGAGAAUAGUGUAAAACAGCUGUAUGUGUAUAGACCACCCUGUCGCAAAAUGCGCUGAAAAGUCCUACGGUACAUGAUGGUAAUAGAUUGAUUGCAGUGUUUACAUGUCUGUACUAGGGAUGCUCAAAAUAACCGUUAACCAGAAGGGUGUGCUUUGUAUUAAUUAAUGGUAUCAGUUAAAUGAUUAAAAAUAUUAUUUUUGAUAUUUUUAAAGUUUGGCUGCACAAGGGGCCGAUCACAGGAUCACAGGAACAGUCUUUUGGCUACACUUUUGAAUGGUUUACUAACAGCCGCGAGUGUUUUGCGCACUGCUUAGGGGCCGAUCACACUGAAAGCAAAUUUACGUUCCGUGGAUGGAAGUUAUUCGCAAAUCUUUUAUGUUAUAUUCCAGUUUUGCGCAAACAUUUAAUUUGCAUCACUGGAUGAAAACAUAGCUACUGUAGAAGAAUGGUUUGUUUUGGAGACAAUUGAAACAAUAUAAAGCUUACAGGGCCGAACGCGCUUUUACGUUCCAAAAACUCGGGGUGCACUACACUGCCUUUUUUUGUUGACAAGAAAAAAAAAACGUACGAUGCGCUUUUUAUGUUGCUAGGGAACCACUGAAUCAGCUGUGUAUUGUGCGUAUUGCGCGAGUGUUGCAGUCGAUAUUGUUAUAAAUGUGAUAUUUAAUAAUAUUGUGAUAUUCAAGAUUUGUGAAGUCAUACAGCUCCUGAUAAUUCGCUAGUCUCCCCUCCAUCUUUAAAAGUCUUUGUAGUUAUCAUGACAACACAAACACUGCUGUCGCCUCAACGGAAAGUUGCUUUUAUUUGAUUGGAGAAUGAAAUAGACGCGACUGAUGCAACAAGCUUUUAUUUUCAACGUGAGGCAGAGCUGUAUUACUUUUCAAGGCCUAAAUAUCACAAUAUUAUUAAAUAUUACAAUUAUAUAAACAUCAACAGCAACACAAUACACAGCUGAUUCAUUCGUUUCCUAGUCACAUUAAAAAAAAAAAAACAGUAUCUUACUCAUAAACAGUGAUUUUUUUUUUUGUCUCAUCAACAGAAAGGCAGUGUCACAUUUGCCACAUUUUUGGUGCGUGAAGAUGUUCUGUUGUUCUGUAUGCUGUUGUGCAUUAAAGUGCAAUAUUUAAUGUGUCAGACACAAAAGAGAUACAUCAAUUAAAUUUUUUUUUAAUUAAAUAAUAAUUAUUUAAUAUUAAUCUGACAAGUUAACCGUUAAUAUUUGGUUAACGUCCGGUGGUUGUCGGUUGGCAAAAUUACCGAAAUGAGCAUGCCUAGUCUGUAUUGCACUUAAUCGGCAUACUCAAUGUCUUAAUCUUAAUCCGAUUUCUGUUCAGUUCGAUUAUGGCCUUAAUAAUCUGAUUAUGGCCUUAAUCGGAAUAAAUUUAUCAGAAAUCACCGUUUACAUGGUCGACUCUUAAUCAGUCUUAAAGAUAUUAAAAUCUGAUUAUUGGUGUCAUGCGUGAUCAAAUAGUUUGCCUUAAUCUGAAUAAGAUAAUAAUAUGAUUGGGUGUUUACAUGAGUUGCUUUUUGAUUCUUUUCAUGUUCCCGUUUUACAUGUUCUAACGCAGUUUGAUUGACGUCAUCGCGCCACCACGCUAUCCACAUUUCCUCCAAGGCUUCAUGUAAUUUCUGAUGUUUCAUGUCUAAUUUGUCUACUUUAAAUGCAGUUCGGCAGUUUCACUUUCGUUUCGAACAUUUCAGUGAUGAUAUAUGGUAAUAGUUUGAUUGCUUCUGUCUGCAUCUGCAUCACACUUCAAUAAUGCGACUAAAAUCAUCAUACUCCACAUUUCUUAAUUCCAUUACUAUUUAGUUCGAUUAUGAACUUAAUCAGAUUAAAUUAAUCAAAAAAUCACUGUUUAUAUAGUAGAGUGUUGUCUUAAUCGUAUUAAUAUCGGAUUAUUGAUGUCCAUGUAAAUGUACUCAAUGUUCCUGGUGUUUUAAUCAGUCUAUUUGUGCUCAUGCAUGCAAUUCAUGCAUGAAGUAUAAAUGACAAUAUGGAGAUCAGCAGCAGUUUUUUCUGCUCUGGCAAAUGCAGAACUACACCAAAUUAAGAAAUAAAUGUGAUUUUCAUCAUGAAACUCGACUUGAAGUUAUAAUUCAGCCCAAAAUGAACAUUUACUCAAUUUAUUCAGUAAAGUUAAGAUAUUUAGAGGAAAGCUUAAAAACCUGUAAACAUUGACUUCCACCUUAGGAAAAACAAAUACUAUAAAAGUCAAUGGUUACAGGUUUUCAGCAUUAUUCAGUAUAUCUUUUGUGUUCAGCGGUUUUAAAGAAGAGUGAAUAAUUGAUGACAGAAUUUACAUUUUGGUUUGAAGUUUAAAUCUAGCUAAUCAAUCUUCAACAAUGUACCUCAAUGUUUAAAAAUGAGGUCAGUAUGCAAAUAUGAAACUAUGUUUAGUGGUUGUUCGAACACAUUCAACAACAUGAGCAUUUACACCACAUAUACAUUUUGGACUACCUCUGGGAGUGGUCGAAAGCAGAUUCAGACGUAUAGUUUUGUGAUCGGAUCAACCAAAACUCAUCUUAAUACCAGAUAUAAAAAUGGCCAACGUAUGAAGAGCAUAGAAUUGCAGAUUGAACUCAUCACAGGCUUCCAGUUCCUGGAGGGCCGCUGCUCUGCACAGUUUAGUUCCUACCCUGCUCCAACACACUUACCUGUAGGUUUCAAAGAAGCCAGAAGGACUCAAUUAGUUGGAUCAGAUGCGUUUAAUUCGAGUUGGAAUUAAACUAUGCAGAGCUGUGGCCCCCGAGGAACUGGAAUUGACACCAGUGGAAUAGAUAAAUGGGUGAAAUGUCUAACCUCAAACUAAAACACACAAUCAUACUUGGAGGAUUACAGGUGUUACUGUUCUCUAAUAGAAAUGCUUUUACUGGUCAAAAACAUCCACGGUAUUAUCAUUUUGUUAAUGCAGUUUUUUUGAUGUGAACUUCACAACUGAUCAAUGAACAAAUCUCUUAUUUAUAAAUAAAACUUGUACAUAUGUUUUGUAGUA